Messenger RNA from Salvia miltiorrhiza (redroot sage), 2523 nucleotides. RefSeq names its product mitogen-activated protein kinase kinase kinase 5-like. Gene Ontology annotation, biological process: protein phosphorylation. The coding region runs from base 185 to 2338 and encodes 717 amino acids. Gene Ontology annotation, molecular function: protein kinase activity; ATP binding. The record is from RefSeq and is a predicted model, not a curated record. The transcript is spliced from 11 exons. Lineage: Eukaryota; Viridiplantae; Streptophyta; Magnoliopsida; Lamiales; Lamiaceae.
AGCAACAAGGUCCACCAUCGAAGGGAAAAAACAAGCAGAUAUGCAUCAACUUUUAUCGAAAAUUCUUAGGUAGGGAAGGUUGACUUCAACAGCCAAGCCACGAAAAAAACCAUUCUCUGCUACUAUGGCCCCUACGUUUGUAUUCAUUGAUGUCUCCGCAAUUUGAUUUCUCGAUUUCGUUAUUAUGCCUUCGCUCUGGACUGCACUGUCUCUGUCGUCGUCGUCCACUCGCAAGCGGCCGUUGAAGGGCAAGGGCAAGAGCAAGAGCUCUAACGAUAUUUUCAUCAAUGAUCAGAAGAGAAAGCUAAAUCGACAGAGGAAGUUGAGGCAUGUCACUGACGAUGAAGUCGGCGUCAAUUCCUCUGCUGCUGAUGACAAAUCCCAGUCCUGGCCCGUUUCUCCGGAUUCGGGCUCCGGGCCUGCCUCUGGGGCCCGAACUCCUCACCCCGCCGCCUGCGACGGCCACUGGUCCAAGUCGGCGGUGCCGCAGCCGCUGCCCCGCCCUGAAAUGAAUCAUCAUCUUCCCCAGACCGAUUGUUCCAGAGACCCUCUUCCGAUUGCGAGAAAGCAUUCUCCUCAAAUUUAUGGAAAGACGACUGAUGAUAUUGUUCGGAACAACUAUCUAUAUCCAACAUACCGUCGCAGAGGAUUCCCUCAAGAGCUGCAUCUUGAUACUGCAGCAAAUGAAUUUGAUCUGCAUUUCCCUGCUAGGAGUGCUCCUAGCAGUGGUUACUCGAGUCCACUUCUUAGCCCACAAAAGUAUAGGACAGUGGACCUUUUCCGCCCUUCGUUUCAGGCCUCGUCAGCUUGGGAGACUUCGGCUUCAGAUAGAAUAUCUACAUCGUACAAAAUAUCACCAACGCCUACUCCUGAACACUCACCUCUGCAUAGCCCAACCAACCUUGGGAACACCAAAAACUCUAAUGCUGUUUUUGUACAUUCACAUAAUAAGUCUCUCGCUGAAGGUCUUGCAGCAAGGCCCGAUGCUAAUAAUGUCAAUGUUCACCCAUUGCCCCUUCCACCAUCUGUUUCUUCUAGGCCAUCACCUACUACACGGCACAGCAUUGACAGAUUGGAUUUUCCGUCUGUUAGAGGCCAGUGGCAGAAGGGGAGACCAAUAGGUCGUGGUACAUAUGGAAAUGUUUACAUUGCAACACACCGUGAAACUGGAGCUACAUGCGCGGUGAAAGAAGUCGAGAUGAUACCUGAUGACCCUAAAUGUGAAGAAUGUAUAAAGCAGUUGGAACAGGAGAUCAAAUUUCUCAGAGACUUUAAGCAUCAAAAUAUUGUACAGUAUUAUGGGUGUGAAACUAUAGAGGAUCGUUUUUGCAUAUAUUUGGAGUAUGUGCAUCCGGGAUCAAUUAGUAAGUAUGUCCAAGAAAACUCGGGAGCUAUGACAGAAAGUAUUAUUCGGAAUUUUACACGCCAUAUUCUCUCUGGGUUGGCUUACUUGCACAGCAAAAAGACAAUACACAGGGAUAUCAAAGGGGCAAAUUUACUUGUCAAUGCAGCUGGUGUUGUCAAGCUAGCUGACUUUGGAUUAGCAAAGCACCUCACAGAUGGAAUUUAUCUUUCUUUGAAGGGUACUCCACAUUGGAUGGCUCCAGAGGUAUUGCAGGCUGUAAUGCGAAAAGAUUCAAAUCCGCAGAUGGCCUAUGGUGUGGACAUCUGGAGCGUGGGUUGCACAGUUGUUGAGAUGUUGACAGGGAAACCUCCUUGGGGUGAUAUUAAUGGGGUACAAGCAAUGUUCAACAUAUUGAACAAAACACCACCAAUACCAGAAAAUUUAUCUUGUGAGGGGAGGGAUUUCCUCCUAUGUUGCUUCCAGAGAAGACCUGAAGACCGACCUUCAGCGUUUGAGCUGCUUAAGCAUCCAUUCUUAAGAAGUUCACAAGAACAUGUUUCUGCAGGUUUUGUGCACGAAUUUUCUGGACUGAAACUCAAUAAACUGACAGAGGUCGUAGAUAGUUCAUGCGACCAGACUCGAUGGAAUAAGGAGACAGCACCACUCUCGUCGAUUACAAGAAUCCAGCACGGAAAAUUGCCUCUACACAGUGGGGAAACGAGCCGACAAUCUUGCGCCGAAUGCGCAGACACAGCGGUACUGCCCCAUCACUCUCCCCGUUCUACUCUUGAAGUCCUUCCUCGUAUGUCUUUGGCGGAGCUCAGUCGAUGUUCAAACACUAGUAGCCCUUCAAAUGUAGAGAAUAAUGUGCUUCUUGGAGCUGCGAAUAACAAUAUCUACGGCUUCUCCUGCAAGGGGAACAUCACUUUACACAUGCCGAAAAUGCCAGAAAGAAAAAAACAUAGCAGCAGUGUAGAACAAGAAAUAAGUUAGCAAUAUAUUUGAUAUUACGUACCUUGUUCUUGUUACAAACCCAAUGAGGUUCUGAUAUUUCUAGGUAUUUAUUGAUGCUUUAGGUGCUGAUUAGAGGAAAAUUCUUUGUACGGUGAAUUUGUAGAUGUACAUAACACACAUAAAACCUAUGGAUCGAUUUCUAUAUGAGCCGAUUGUUAAUCUUA